Molecule: messenger RNA, 1946 nt
Organism: Mytilus californianus (California mussel)
Lineage: Eukaryota; Metazoa; Mollusca; Bivalvia; Mytilida; Mytilidae
Exons: 7
Coding region: 173-1600 (475 amino acids)
Source: RefSeq, a predicted model, not a curated record
AGUUCUCUUAUGUUCGUUAACUUAAUGAUUGAGUUUUGUAAAAGUUGUAAUUCGAACAUUUGCUUUUAUACAUUUCCGUGAUGCAUGCUUUCGCAUGAUAGAAAAUAUAAUUAUCCGAAAUCACAAAACUGUGUACAAAGCUUUCCAACCGCGAGGCAUGCUUUCAUAGAAUAUGGAUUACAAUUAUCUGAAAUCGCAAAGCAAUGUAUAUAGAAUUCACCAGCCACGCUAUAUACCUAGCUUCGCUAAGUAUCAGCUUAGAGCUUCAGGAAAGUUUACAAAAAAUGUACAAUGGAAGAAUUCGUCAAAGGAGAAAGUGUUCGACAUAACCUACAAAGAUCAUAAAGCACAUAACAUGAGCAAACCAGAAGUUAAAGAAAAAGAAGACAUUUCAUUUAUAACAGCGCGUGAAGAGCUUAGACGUGAUUUUUCAGGUAAACCAUAUACAGCCUUUUCCUUUCAAAAUGACAGACCACAUGGACAUGUUUUGCUACGAGAUGAAAGUAUUGACAAUCCUGGACAUUUUGUUUCGAAGGUUGAGUUUAAUCCUGAUUUCAAACUUACACAGAAGAGAAUAAAUCAUGCAACAGGAGUAGACAACUAUGGAACGACAAUACAUUCUGACGAUCAAGGAGAACGAUUUAAUUACAGUCCAAUAGGGGCUCAUCCAACUCAACUUAUACAAUAUGAAGCAAAGGAUGAACUCAAAUAUCCGUUUAAAUAUAGUCAGAAAGAAAAUGACGAUAAAUACGAUGAGGAUAGGAUUCCUAUUUCUUAUAUGAAGGAAACUCAUAGUUGUGAAUAUAGUCCAUCCAGAGGUUCCAUUCGCCAAAUUGUGAACGAUAUUCAAGAAAACAAGCGGUGCUAUAGGAGCACAGAAAACGAUGAAACCGAUUUCGAAAUGCCAAAGUGGGCAAAAGAUUUACUGUCAAGAAAAUCUUCAUUUAGUCAACGAUUCCAACAAAUAAAAGAAUCAAUACAGAAAUGGUCUUUACGAAUACGAAGCAAUAGGACGUCGCAGACAUAUGUAACACGUCACCAGACACCAUCAACGUAUAUACCUGAUGGAACCCAGAUAAAUAUAUCAAGGUCAAAUUUUGCUGACAAAGAAGGUCAAGGAAUACACCAAAGGAACAAGACAAAUAAUGUAGUAAUGUGUAUUUUAGGACUAUUUCUGAUAGUUGUAGCAGUUUUCCCCGUUAUAAGUGUCAUUUAUAUAUAUACAGACAAGUCAGCUUAUGUAUCGAUUGAAAUCCAGAUGAGUUUUAAUAGCUCAGUGUCACAAAGUCUUGAUACAGAUUCUUUGACUCUCAGUAUUUGUCAAGAGAUGAAUUUAGCUUUUAAAGCGGAUGACUCUUUCUUUGGCUGUAAUGAAACACGUUUUAUAUCCAAUUUGUUGGAAACUGAUUUAUUGUUAGUUUUUAAAACCGGCAACUUUCCAAACGAUAAAAUUGUUGUUAAUACAGUUAACAUUCAUUUGAUGGAUAGAUUUGUAGAUUCCAGUUUCUAUUAUAUACCAGAUUCAUUGACAAUAAUAAAAUACGAAUUUAUAAAGGGACGAUUACUUGGCAGUCUUAGUUAUAUAAGGACUUCUAAAUGAACAAAGAAAAGGCGAUUUUUGUGUACGAAAUUUAUAAAUUUAUAAAAAACGAAAUUUGAGAUUCAAAUAAGGCAAAAUAAAACCUGUUAAAUGAAGUGCAAAGACUAAGUUUCGGAAGCACUGGAACCAUAUACAGAACAUUAAAAUCAUAUUACGCAUGUGUAUUUUAAAGAAAAAAAUGGACUUUCUUAAUAUAGUCUGUAGAAAUUUGAAUGACAUCACUUAUAAACGUAUGACCAUUAGUUGAAUUAGGUUUAUUUAGAUUCAGCAGUAUCUUUUUCAAAUGAUAAUUUUGAAGGAAGUGUUAUCCAUAUAAUGAUACUCAAUAAUAAUAAAAAGGUAGAAC